This is a messenger RNA of Brassica oleracea var. oleracea, 1273 nucleotides long. Its product is annotated as histone-lysine N-methyltransferase ASHR2. Gene Ontology annotation, molecular function: protein binding. The transcript has a single exon. Bases 87 to 1223 code for a protein of 378 amino acids. Lineage: Eukaryota; Viridiplantae; Streptophyta; Magnoliopsida; Brassicales; Brassicaceae. The record is from RefSeq and is a predicted model, not a curated record.
CACCGUGUUACUUACUUCUUUCACAUCUCGUUCCAUAUAAAUCUUUUAGUAUUUGGUAAAACCCUAAUCGGCGGCUGGUGGUAAAGAUGAACGACGGCGGAGCUAAGUCGGAGACGCUGCUACAAGUUACAGAAAUCAAUGGAAGAGGAAGGAGUCUAGUAGCGGCACAGCCUCUACGUGCCGGACAAGUUGUCCUCAGAGAGUCCCCUCUCCUCCUCUACUCUGCUUUCCCAUUUCUCUCAUCACCUCCUCCUCCUUACUGCGACCAUUGUUUCCGACUGUUAUCUCAAUCAGCUCAGAGAUGUCAAUCUUGCUCUCUCGUCUCCUUCUGUAGCCCUAACUGCAUCUCCUCUCACACUCCUUGGCUCUGCGAAUCCCUUCGCCGCCUUCACCAAUCGUCCUCCGCCGCGUUCGCCGAUCAAUCUCCAGAACGCCAAGUCCAAGCUCGGUUCCUCCUCUCCGCUUACAACCUCGCCGCCGCUUCUCCUUCCGAUUUCCAGAUCCUGCUCUCUCUCCAAGGCGGUGGUGAAAAUGGAGACUCCACUUCUGAGUUCCUUCACUCUCUUUUAUCCGCCGUGUGUCCACCUCUUCCAGUUCCGAUCUCGCCGGAGCUCACGGCGGCUCUACUGGCUAAGGAUAAGGUUAACGGAUUCGGUUUGAUGGAGCCGUUCGCUGUUACGAACGAGAAGCGAUCGGUGCGAGCGUAUGGGAUUUAUCCGAAGACGUCGUUUUUGAAUCAUGAUUGUCUCCCUAAUGCUUGUAGAUUCGAUUACGUUGACUCUGCUUCCGAUGGUAAUACUGAUAUCAUCAUUAGGAUGAUCCAUGAUGUUCCUCAAGGUAGAGAGGUCUGUUUGAGUUACUUCCCUGUCAACAUGAACUACUCGAGCAGACAGGAGAGGUUGCUUGAUGAUUACGGUUUUAGAUGUGAGUGCGAUCGGUGUAAAGUGGAAUCUAGUUGGUCGGAAGAUGAGAACGAGGAUAUGGAAGAGAUGGAUGGUGAAGAUGAUGAGGAAGAAGAAGGAGUUGGAGAAGGUUGUGGGGACGGUGUGGAUGAUGAUUCUAGUUUCCCACACGCUUACUUCUUUGCGAGAUAUAUGUGUGAGAAGGAGAAUUGUUUUGGCACUCUUGCUCCGUUACCGCCAAAGGGUCAUGAUGUUUCGAGGCUUCUUGAAUGUAAUGUUUGUGGAAGUGUUAAGGAGGAUGAAGUUGUCGGAAACGCUUAAGACAGAAGGAAGGUUAGCAAAAUCUUGAACGGGAAGUCUCGAAAUCUCUC